Messenger RNA from Knipowitschia caucasica, 348 nucleotides. The record is from the annotation of a GenBank genome assembly. NCBI's taxonomy places the organism in Eukaryota, Metazoa, Chordata, Actinopteri, Gobiiformes, Gobiidae.
AUGAACAAUCUCUCCACCCUAGCCCCUCUGGAACUCUUCCCCCCCUCACCCAGAACUCUCUCCACACCUCACUCUCUGGAAACUCUCUCCCCCUCACCUCAGAACUCCCACCCCCCCUCCCCUCAGGAACUCUCUCCCCCCCUCAACAGGAACUCUCACCCCCCUCACCUUCAGGUGAACUCUCUCCCCCCCUCGACCUCAGGAACUCUCUCCCGCCCCACUUCUACCUCCUGGAACCUCUCUCCCUCCCCUCCAUCUCUGGAACUGUUGGUCAUCAGUUUCCUCAACGCGCUGGGCACAACUGACCGAAUCCCCAAAGACAUCAACCACUCGAGUGAAGGGUUUUGA